AAGUGGUGAUGCGUUGUCCUCUUUAAAAGCUAUAUCUAUUUAAGGGCUAAUUCAAUUCAAGCUGUUAAUUGCAAAUUUGCAACCUAUGGAAUUUAUGAUAAUGAUUACCGAAAGUGAUGAAAUAUUUUAUUACACUAGUGAUGGCUGACAAUCGUCCAACUACAAGAAAAAGAGCUGAAGUUUUAUUUGAUGUCUUAACUGCAAAGGACAAUAAUGUGCAUUGUGAAACAACAGCCCCAUUUUCUACAGUUGAUAAUGAGCAGAAAAAGAUAAGUGAGAAAAAUGAAAAUAAAACUGAUACAGCUGUUAAAGAAGAUGAUCAACAUGAAAAUGUUGUUAAUGAAAAUAAAGCACCUGAGGAAAAUAAAGUUCCAUCUGAAGAUGCUUUAAAAUAUAAAGGACUUUUGCAAGAAAUUGACGACCAAUUAUCUAUUGAAGAAUUGUGUGCUGUUCUACAAGGAGAGAAUACUUUGGCUAAAAGAUGCCAAAGUGCACUUAGUUUAGCUGUUCUUUGUCGUUCCCAGUUAAGUGAAAAAGAAUGCAAAUUCAUCUUUGAUACAUUGACUUCAUUACCUAAUCAUCAUAAUUUUUAUGCAUUUUCAUUCUGUCAUUCAUUACUUCUUUAUAUGUUGACCACCCAAAAUUUGAGUCCUGAGCUUUGUACCAUUCUUGAGGCCAAUAUCUUAAAAGUGGCUCACUCUGUAAUCAAUCAAGAUGCUAUUCUAGGAAAUGGCUUUACAGAAGCAAGAAUCAUACUUCUAGGAGGUGAACGUUAUAUGACUGCUUGCAAACUCUGUGAAGAAAUAUUUUGUGAUGAUAACUUGGAUGUGAAUGCCCUUGAUUUGGAAAAUCUACUCAGGAUAUAAUUUCAGAGAACCUUAUAAAUAUGGAAGACGAAGAUGAAAGUAUAACCAUAGCUUCUUAUACUGUUAAUCAGUGCUUGCAAGUUUUAGAACAAAUUUUGUCUGUUGAUCCAAGUUCUCCUUGUAAAACCUUAGAUCAUGAAGAUUUUUCACUGCUACGAUGCCUUACUAAGUUGUUAGAAUGGAGCAUGAUAUCUUUAUUCCCUCAGCAUGUUUCUAAUAGAGCACCAUUUAAAGUUAAAAAUGCUGUACAUGCUUUCCAUCUUUCAACACUUGUGUCUAUUCUGAAAGUAUUCUCAAUUUUGUCUUUUGAUCCAGAUCAGUAUGAUUCCUUCACCAAUGUAAAAGGGUCAAUGGAGAAAAUUAUGUUAGUUAUAUUGAAGACUUAUUUUCAAGCGGAAGAUAAACAUUUUGAUGUCCUUGUCUUGGCCCUUGAACUAAUGAUAAAUUUUGCUUUGAAAUGUAAGAAGACAUUUGUUCUUUUAUGCCUCAAAAAAUUUGAAAUUAAUAGUUCUGAAGAGAUUUUGGCAAUUGAAGCUCUUUUAAAGAUUCUUGAUACUAGUUUAGAGAAAAUUAGUAGGGUCAAAUUAAGAACUGUGGAAAAUCCUGAAUCUAAUUCUGAAGUAGAAGAUCAAGAAGCCCCUACUGAACAACAAGAAGUGGAUUACUUAAAUCUUGUUCUACAAGCUGCUGACGAAGAUAUGGAGUUGAGCAUGAUUGUUUCUUUUACUGGAAUCCUUUUGAUGUAUUUUAUUGAUACAAAAAAGAGUUUCUCAGAAUUUGUCCAAGAAAGGCUAUCAUCAGAAAAAUGUGCUGAUGUUGUAGCUGUAUCUAAAAAGUUUUUACAGUUUACAUUGAUAACAGGAGGUAUGCCUGCAACUGGAAUUCUACUCUUAAGAACCUCAAUAACCAAGUUAAGUGAGCUCCACCCGUCCUCGUCGUAGCUCUCAUUCGUAUUUUCUGCUUCAUUUGUAAAUAUUUUAUUAGUUUUUUUUAAAUAUUUCUUUUUCAUUCAUAAGUUUUAUGCAAAGAGGACAUGUUACUAACUUGAAUUAUUACAAUGUCAAGUUCUUCAAGCAUUUAACUGAUAAUCUGUGAUGUAUAAUAUCUCUGUAAUGUAUGUCUAUCAUUUGUGAUGUGUGACAUUUAACCGACUUACAUUUUAUCUCAUUCAUUUGAAAUGAAAGAAAAUUUUGACGAAGAAUCUGUUGCAAUUUAGAAAUGAAUUAACAUGUCUUGACUACUUGUGUAAAAUCCAUCUGGCAGUUGAAAAUCUGUGAUGUAAAAUAUCAGUGUUGUUACUUUAUGUUAUGAACGUUUGUAAUGUGUAAUAUUUUAUCUUUGUAUUUAUUUUAAACCUUUUUUUAUUUAAAACUUAAUUGAAUUUUUUUAAAAAUUGUUUAUUUUUUUUGGGGGGGUUUUUUUUUACUGUUCAUAUGUAUUAUUGAUUUAAUCAUGAAAGGAUUUAUUAUCAUCAAAUGAUUGAAAUGAAUAGUAAUUUAUAUAUUUAGAAAGUUUUUCUUAAAUAUAAAACAUCAUUGUAAAAAUUAGUCGGAAUUCUUUUAAAGUAUGUUAUGUAUCAAUUUUAGUGAAUGCAAUUUUAAAUAAUAUUUUAGUAAUGUAACAAAACCGAAGUCACGAAAAACAAUCUAAAAUAGGGAAGAAAAAAAAGCAAAUGUGCCAUUAAACAAAAUAAAUAUAUAUUAAUUUAUAUACAUGCAAUGUACUAUCACUUUCUUUUUUCAGUUUGAACACAAACAAUACAAAAUUGUGUAUUUUACAAUAGAAUCAGUUACACUUGAAAUAAAUUACUUUUGGGAUAUAAUAUAAAUAAUUGCAAUUGAUAAAUAAUUUUAAAUAAAUCUUAACAAAAUAGUUUUUUUUUUUUUUUUAAAUUUUACUGACUUAUUUAUCUUUCUACUUUUUAAUUGUUGGAUAAUUUAUUUGAGAGUUUUAAAUCUUCUGACUAAUUUGUAGUUUUUUUCAAAAAUCUAUUUAGCUUGAACUUCAUGGUAGCAUUUUACUUACAAUGUCUAAAGAAAGAAUUACUGUUCCAUUAUUUUAAAAAGAGCAAUUGUCCCUGUCUUCUUCAAUUAGAAUGUACCUAACUUCAGGCAAUAGGUUGUUUUUGCUCGAAAACGUAUGUAUUAUUUACUGAAAGUAAAAUAUAAAUGUCUUUGAUGUAAAAUUCUGCUUAACUAGUGCCAACGUAUUAAAUUAAUUCUUAAAUGGAUUUUUUUACUAAGUACAGAUAAUUGAGUCCUAAUGAGCCAGGACUCCGACUUAAUAUAAUAGUGGCACGUUAUAUUCUGCUAGCUUUAACAAAAUAAUGUGUUUUCUUAAUUAGUUUUGGGACCUAGCCACAGAUAAUCUGAACAUGGUUAAGCAGAAAUACACUGUAAUAUAACAUAAAUCUGAUGCGUAAUUCUGCUAGUAGUUGCAAAUUAAAGUAAUUUUAUUUAUUUUUUAUUAAGCGCUGAUAAUCAGUAUAUGGAUAAUCAAACAUAGUGUAAUAUAAAUUAAAAAUAGUUAUUCUGGCCAAAGUAAAAAUACAUUAUUAUUAUUUUAUAAGCACAGGUAAUUAAGACUGUACUGUAUUAUAAUAAGAAAUGGCAAAAUGAAGUAUCAGGUUACACUGAGUUUUUAGCAUUUGCUAAAUAACAUGCAAGAAAGAAAAUUAAUGCAUAGGGUACGUAUAAUAAACUAAAUUUUUCAGAAUAACCACUGAAAAAGCAUUUUAACUUUAGAAAUCAUUAAUUUAUAAUGAGAAUAAAAUUUUGCUUGUUUUACUAUUUGUUUGAGUUUCUAUUAUAUAUGCAAUGAUUUUGUUAAUGAUAUUAAAUGGCAAUGCUACUGUUGAUUUAGUGUGAUUACAUGUUUCCCAUAAAAUUUAUCAUAAUUUCUUUUUAAAAACAAUAUGCCUAUAUUUAAACGAAUGUGUUUAUUUUAAACAAAUAUUUUUAGUAACUAUAUUUUUUGCCUUUUUAAAAUUACAAGUAAAUUUUAAUUCAUUUUUAGAGACUAAUUUUAAGCUUAAUUCACUUGAUACAUAUUUUCUGAUGUUCUAUAAAAGCUUUGUUUUUAAUACGUAAUUUAAAAAUAUAACUCAGUUUCUUGUAAUUUUAUAAAGAUAAGUUUACCAACUUCACCCCAUUUCUAAAGAAUAAAUAUGUAAGUUGAAGUUAUGUAAAUAAUUUUUUAUUAUGAUUCAUGUAUUAGCUUAUUUUAAAACAGCUUUAUAAAUUUACUGCCAUGUACAUUUUUAUCUUAUGUAUACACAUUUGCAACACUAUAACAAUUCUUUUUUUUCCACCUGCAUUUUCCAAUAUAUUUGUUUUUAGGUUUUUCAUUAUAGCGCAUUUGUAUAUUUUCGCAUUGUCUGUGUCCUGUGGUUAUAUUUUAUAAAUGUGUAUAGGUAUGUAUAUUUAUAACGUAUGUUUUAAUAUUCAAAAACAUAAUAUUUACGUGUCAAACAAUCAAACUUUAGGGAAAAAGGACAUAAGACUUAUUUGUUUUUCCAAAUGUAUUAAGACAUUGUUAAGGCAUAAUUUUAGAGAAUAUUGUUCACAAUUUUUGAAAGAUAAUUGUAUUUGCUAACUUGGCGGCAGUUAAGAUUAAAUGUUAGCAAUUUUAAGUAAUGAAAAAAA
Molecule: messenger RNA, 4510 nt
Organism: Parasteatoda tepidariorum (common house spider)
Lineage: Eukaryota; Metazoa; Arthropoda; Arachnida; Araneae; Theridiidae
Product: wings apart-like protein homolog
Source: RefSeq, a predicted model, not a curated record